GUCGAAUCUGCCGUCACACGCCUCCUCGUAUCCAUAAAACAGCUACUGGAGUCGCUCACGAAAUGGAGUAAUCAACAAGCAUCGGAGGAGGAGGUCAGCGAUGUCUACGUGCGCUUAGGGAAUGAUUUCAAUGCCGCCGUUGCCGCGUUUGCAGCUUAUAACAUCGAUAUGUCGGAGCUGAUGAAUGUACCCGAGGACUUGCGAGGCGUCCUCGAGGACUGCCUUUCGGAAGACGCCAACUCAAAGAACCUCGACAAGUACCUCCCCAAAGUACGCGCCAUCAUCACGAGCUUGCUUCAAGGUUUGCGCGGAAAGCAGUCUGUCUUUCGCCAAAUCGUUUCUGGCCCUCGACAUCGCUCCGACGCUUCAGGUCACAGCCGCACUGACAGCGGCCGAGUAUCUCGCUCUGAUAGAGUCUCACGUCGCGACACCGCCAAAUCGACAUCGAGCGCCACUUCCACAGCCACCACCGAGACCGCGAGCGAUGCUCUCGAACGGCGUGCUUCGAAACGCUUCUCGACGUACAAUAUCUCCAAAAUGACCGGCACGCCUCGCGACCGCUCCGGCAUGGGAAGCGGGCAUCCCAAUCGACGGUCCCUCGCGGCUUCCAACACGCUCACUGCUGGCGAGCUAGCCGAGCCUCCACCGGUGAUCGAACAACCGCCUGUUCCGCCUCCACCAUCUGAAAUGCCCCCCGGCCCCAUCGCUGCAUUCUUGCAGGUAGGCAGGGAAGUGAAGAAAGCCACAAUUGAGCCUGGACUGUCGUUCCCUUCGCUGAGGAUGUUGUUUGUCGACAAGUUCGCGUACAAUCCCGGGCAGGAAAACUUUCCCGCCAUCUAUAUUCGCGACCCAUCAAGUGGAGUGCAGUAUGAGCUGGAGGACAUGGACGAAGUGAAAGAUAAAUGUCUGUUGUCGCUGAACAUCGAACGUGACUUAUCAGCGAUGGCGGCUUUAGCACUUGACCAGAUCAAGCAACAUAUUGACAUCCAAAUUUCUGGCCUCUCUCAGGAACUGCGCGAUCUGAGGAAUGCGUCGAUGCUGCAACCUCAAAUGACCGGUGCAUCCGUCAUGUCAGAGUACUCUAACCGCGUUGUUACGGACCUCAGGACGCAGUUUGACGAGGUGCAGAACCUGAGGCGCGACCUGGGUAUCAUGCGCCAGCUAUAUUCAGAGUUCUCAAAGCAGACGAAGGAGUCGCUCGGUGCGCUGCGAUCGCAAACACAGAAAGUGCGCCAAAUGGCGUCAGCACAGGUUCCCGGGGCACGAGCAUAUAUAGACACCGGGAAGACGAAGCUGGAUAUCAGGAGUCAAAACGCGCUGACCAAGAUGGAGGAGUUGCAAGAUACUGUCGAGAGCGUGAAGGACGAUGUCCUCAAACGGCACGUGUCGCCGAAGCCGCAUGUGCUCAAGGCGAUCAAGCAGGACGUCGAUGCUGUCGCGGCGGAAUUGGACAGCUUGAAGGAGCACAUCAAGACGAUCAAGCCGAUGUGGAAGAAGACAUGGGAGGAAGAGCUGCAGAGCAUCGUCGAAGAGCAGCAGUUCCUGAACCACCAAGAAGAGUUCCUUGCUGACUUGUUGGAAGAUCACAAGGCAGUUCUCGAGGUAUACGGCCACGUCGAGAAGGUCAUCACAAUUCGUGGUCAAGGUGGCGCGAAAGGCAUCCGGUCGCGAGGGUUCAAACCACCACCCAUGGACGAAGGCCAUGGAGGGCUCAGCACGGUUAUGCUCGAGAUCAAAGGUGCCGCUGUAGACCCAGAACGACGCAUGAAGGCCAUCGCAGCAAACCAGAAGACUAGGGAGCGUGAACUCGCGAGCAAAGCCGACGAGUUUGAAGCCGAGCUAAAGGGUUUCAUUGGAGGAAAGAAACUCAAGAUGACGGGUGGAGCAGAUGAGGUGGAGAGAGUGCGACAGCAUAGGAACGACCUGGCACUUAAGGCUAUGUUCAACGGUGGAUCUACCGGGUCGCUUGCUACAGCGAGUCUGAGUGCGCCGUCUACUCCCCCGGAACCACCUGCGCUCGAGUCGUAA
This is a messenger RNA of Heterobasidion irregulare TC 32-1, 2028 nucleotides long. RefSeq lists its product as uncharacterized. The annotation marks the transcript as partial. Lineage: Eukaryota; Fungi; Basidiomycota; Agaricomycetes; Russulales; Bondarzewiaceae. Gene Ontology annotation, cellular component: cytoplasm; cell tip. The record is from RefSeq and is a predicted model, not a curated record. Gene Ontology annotation, molecular function: cytoskeletal regulatory protein binding. Gene Ontology annotation, biological process: establishment of cell polarity. The transcript is spliced from 6 exons.